This is a messenger RNA of Aspergillus candidus, 2675 nucleotides long. RefSeq names its product MFS transporter. The record is from RefSeq and is a predicted model, not a curated record. Bases 203 to 1942 code for a protein of 579 amino acids. Lineage: Eukaryota; Fungi; Ascomycota; Eurotiomycetes; Eurotiales; Aspergillaceae. The transcript has 2 exons. Gene Ontology annotation, molecular function: transmembrane transporter activity. Gene Ontology annotation, biological process: transmembrane transport.
CUUCACUUGCCGCGCUCUUUGCUCUCCUGCGGUUUCCUAGUCCUCUUGCUGAAUCGUCUUCUUCGUACCUUUGAGCGGACAGGUCUAAUUGUCUCCGUGGUCCGGGGCCCCUCCAACCAUCACCCUGGAGGCGGCCGUGGAGCCUCGAGUCGCCAACAACUAAGGGUUUGAAACUUGCCUAUACGCACUACGAACAGUCGCCAUGAAACCUACCGAGAGAGACCAGUUCGCUCGGCGACACUCGUCUACUCUACAUUACCAAACUUUCGACACCCCGCCACCCAAAGGCCGAGGAAGGCCCACCUCGCGCCAGUCCGCAUCCUCCGAUGGCCAGUCGAACCACCCGCAGAGCGACCCGCACGAUGACCACCCGCCGUCACACUCCCCGCUACCCAGGAUGCAAAUGGCGGUGCUGGCGAUGAUCUCGCUGUGCGAACAGACGGCCUUCAAUUCCGUCAGCCCCUACUUGCCCGACAUGGCGUCUUCGUUCCCCGAGGUGGAACCACGGAUGGUUGGGAUUUACGUGGGGACAAUCGCGACCGCGUUCGCCAUCGCGCAGUUCGUCACCAACUACUUCUGGGGCUGGCUGUCUGAUCGGGUGGGCCGCAAGCCCGUCAUCCUCCUGGGGACCAUCCUCACGGCUGUGGCCUUUGUCGGGUGGGGCUUCUGCAGGACGUUGACACAGGCCAUUGCGGUCCAGGCCUUGAUGGGAAUCGUGAAUGGCAACCAGGGAUUGGUGUCUACGUGUCUGGGUGAGAUCACGGACCGGAGCAACCAGUCCCAAGCCUUCACCUAUCUUCCCGUUCUCUACGGGAUCGGGGCCAUCACGGGGCCCCUCCUGGGAGGCUUGCUCAUUUUCCCUAAUCUGCCGUGGGGAAGCCACGCGCCGAAUCCGUACCCGUAUCUCGCCCCCAAUCUGGUGGUGGCGGGGAUGCUCGUGGUCGACUUUGUCUUGACGGCGAUCUUUAUGGAGGAAUGCCUGGAUGAUGCCGAAGCCUUCCCGAAAUUGCUCCACGAGAGGGUGCACGCCCUCUAUUCGUGGAUCUGGCAAUUCGUCAGCUACGCGAAGCGGGCGCGAUUCGUGGAGCCGCCGCACAUCGCCGGCUAUCGACCGAUGCGAGCGUCCGACGAAGCCGGCUCCGAUCACGACAGUGAGCUAGACUCGGCGUCCGAGGCAUCCAACCCGCAAGACACGCCCCGCGAGUCCCUAACCAGCAGCGAGAUCCUCAACCGCGACACUGUCCUGCUCCUCGCAACGUAUCUGAUCUUCGCGCUUUGCAACGUCGCCUUCAGCGCGCUCUUCCCCAUCUUCUCGCAGGCAGCUCCCCCAACCGGCCGUGGCUUGACGCCCCAGGAGAUCGGCCUCGCGCAGGGGUUUUCCGGGCUCGUGACCAUCCUUUUCCAGGUCUGCCUGUUCGGCAAGCUGCGCGAGAAGAUGGGCAACCGCUGGUCCUAUCGGAUGGGGCUCCUGGGAUUCGUCAUCUCCUUUAUAUUGAUGCCGUUCAUCGGCUACAAGGGCCAGGACGGUAAAGCCGGCCAUAUCACGGCCAAGACCGUCUGGAUGGCAGUCGAGCUCUGUGUCGUAUUGCUCAUCAAGACCAUCGCGUCCGUGGGCGGUCUAACCAGUGCUCUCUUAUUGAUCACAAACUCCGCCCCCGACCACGCCGUCCUUGGCGCGCUGAACGGCCUCGCCCAGACCCUCUCCGCCGCCGGCCGCGCCGUGGGUCCCUUCCUCUCAGGCGGUCUCUUCUCCCUCGCGACGCGCAUCAAAAAGGGCGAAGCCCUCGCCUUCGGCGUCUUCGCUGUCGUAUCCUUCGUCGGGUUCGUCAUGAGCUUCGGCAUCCGCAGCCGGUCCCUCGAAGCGGACGGCUAUGAGAGCGGCAGCGAUAGCGAUAACUAUAAAUCCGACGACGACGACGAAAACGAAGCCCCGGCUCCGUGAUGGAUCAUGUAUCACGCAAGCAAUCUAUCAAUUAUUCUGUUAUAUACUUAUAUACCAGGGGAUGAUAGAUCAGACACACCGAUUGGGGUCUAAGAUGGGGGGGUAGUAGCAGUAACGUUUACGACUUUCGACGAGAUUUACGUUCUUUUGUUUGUGCCGAAAGGCAUUUACUUUUCUUUUUCUUUUUCUCUUCUUCUUCUUCUUCUCCUCUUCCCUUCCUUUCCUUUCAUCGUUCUUUCUUUUCAGGAGGUGGAGGUUCUGGUUUACGAUCCUCCUCUCCGUGCACGAGGAGAUUUUGCAUAACCGGUGUUUAGAAUUUGUAUUUUAUAAACUUUUUGCCCUUUACUCUUCCCCCUCCUUUCCCCCCCUCUAUCUCUCCAUCUUGUAUCCUCUCCCUUUCUUAUACUCAAACCCAGGGGAAAGAAACAGACGACACAAAAAAAAGACGAAAGAAAGAAAGAUAGACAAAAAAAUCCUCGAGACGAGACAAGACAGGCUCAGCGAACCAACCCGACUAACCGCCUCUAUAAAACGAAACAAAUUCACGAAAACAAUGUUGAAAUAAGAAACAAAAGCAGUGUACAGUGAUAGAGAAUACACUACCAACUUGUCUUGUGUGUGCCAUGUACAAAUGAAAAGAGAAGAAAGAGCAAGAAGGCAGCUGGACGGAAGGGAUGGAAGGGCAAGCUUCCGUGUAUUGAUACCUACUUACUUACCUGCAUACCUUAGUUUG